Messenger RNA from Stylophora pistillata, 1554 nucleotides. RefSeq lists its product as uncharacterized. NCBI's taxonomy places the organism in Eukaryota, Metazoa, Cnidaria, Anthozoa, Scleractinia, Pocilloporidae. The record is from RefSeq and is a predicted model, not a curated record.
AUGGAGCUAGAGGAUAAGAUUGGCAGAGUAUCUUCAGCUAUCCCAGACCAUGUGGAAAGACAGAGAGCAGAAGGACGUAAAGCAGAUUUGGCUUUUGAAUGGGCCUUGAAAGAUGGAUAUGUAAGAGUUAACCGUGGUCGAAUCAUGCUCAUUGGCCAGGAUCGUGCAGGUAAAACCAGUUUGAUGAAGAAUCUCUUAGGCCUUCCAUUUGACCCUAAUGAACAGAGUACUGAGGGGAUUGAAGUAAAUCCAUCAAAGUGUGAAAUUGAUGUUGAACGAGUUAGAAAUUGGCAACCUACAGAUGAGAACAAACCAGGACUGGAGGAAUACGCUAAAGAAGUAGCAAAGAUUAUUGCAGAGAAAUUGGUAAGGAGGCAUGGAAAAGAUUCAGAAGACAAUGCAGGAGAAGAUUCAGAAGAUAGUCCACUAGAAGACUCCUUUGAUGAUGAAGUAAGUUCAGAAGAUGUUUUUGAGGAAGAAUCAGUAAAAAUUUAUCCACCCUCUUUAAAAAGGGAUUUUUGCAAGGCAGAGGCAGAGGAGAACAAAGGCAGUAAAUUUUCCCAGUAUUCAAAAGAAGAAAACUUACCAAAUGAACCAGAGGCACAGAUCAAUGCUUCUUCACCUCCAGAUGACAUCAGAAGACAUCUUCAUCUGUGGCUAGAGUAUGUCAAAUGUAAAGGUGAUAUCAGCAGAGAGGUUGUCCAAAGUUUAGACAUUUGGGAUUUUGCAGGGCAGCAUUUGUACUAUGCCAGUUACCCUAUCUUUCUAUCGCCACGAGCAUUGUACAUACUGGUACACAAUCUCAGUAAGCCAUUAGAUGCACUAGCUGAGCCUUGCGUCAGACAAGGAAUGAUUGAUGUUGAAUUGAAAAACCCCAACAAUGAAACAAAUGUAGAGAAUCUGUUGUCAUGGCUGGCUACAGUUCACAGUCUUGCCCAAGUACCAAUAAAUGAGGAAAAACAUGAUGAUUCGCCACACAAGCUGCCCUACCUCCGCCCCCCAGUAUUGAUUGUUGGCACACAUGCUGACAAACCAGUUGAUGGCAUUGCACUGAUGAAAAAACACAUUGAGGAGAGAAUUUUCCACAAGGAAUAUGACAAGCAUGUGAUACGGCCUCUUUUCUGUAUCGAUAACACAAGAUCAUCGUCAAAACAACUAGCUAAUGAGAGCAAUGGGGAUAACAGCUGUGGAGAUGCAAUCGAUUCUCUUCAAAACAGAAUCAUUGAAGUGUUGAAUAAGGAACCCUACAUGGAAGAGAAAAUCCCAGUCAGGUGGUUUUUGUUUGAGAAGGUGAUUGAAGCUUUGGUUGAUAAACAGAUUUAUCACAGCAGUUUGCGACAACUUCAAGACUAUGCAGAGAAAUGGUGUUUCGUGGAAGAUUCAAAUGAGUUUAACUCCAUGAUCAGUUUCUACCAUGACCUGGGGUUGAUAAUCAAGCACCGCAGUACAGUUGUAUUGAAGGCUCAGUGGUUGAUUGAUCUAUUCAAGCAACUGAUAAUCAUUCCACGUUAUAAUGAUAUGGUGAGGGAAUCCCCAGAAGAUAAAUGGAGCUGA